AUGUCAGCCACCGAAAAGUCCAGCGACCGCCACAGACUUCCUCUGUACCAGUUAGUGCUGUCCCAAGAUACCAUCACCGACGAUGUUCUCCACCAUCAAUGGGAGGGCAGCGGCACAGAAGAAGAUCCUUACUUGGUUGACUGGCUUGCUGAAGAUUCUCGUGAUCCGCAUCAGAUGCAAGACUGGCUCAAGUGGUCAAUCACACUACUCCAAGCUGCCUCCUUCUUGUCCAUCACAUUCGCCUCGUCCGCUCUUUCAGCAGCCAACCCCCAAAUACAGAAGGAGUUCGGAGUCAGCGCUGAGCUAGUGGUUGCCGAUACCUCACUGUUUGUUCUUGCUUUCGCGAUCGGGCCUGCAAUCUGGGCUCCGCUAUCCGAGCUUUUCGGCCGUCAACUGAUCUAUUUCAUUACUUACGGUCUGACUACACUGUUUGCUGGAGCAACGAUUGCAAGCCCGAAUAUCGCCACAUUGCUUGUCCUUCGAUUCCUUUCUGGUGCAUUUGGCUCGUCCGCAAUUUCAAAUGCCGGCGGUGUGGUUUCAGACAUGUAUACAGCCCGGGACAGGGGACUAGCAACCAUCGCGUUCAUUGGUGCCCCUUUCUUAGGCCCGAGUCUUGGGCCUAUAACUUGUGACUUUUUGGCUGUUUCUCAAGGCUGGAGAUGGGUGCAGGGUCUUACCACUAUUUUUCAUGCAGUGGUGUUCCUGGUUGGCAUUGCCUGCAUUCCUGAGACCUAUACUCCGGUUUUGUUACAGAAGCGCGCUGCAAAGCUCUGCAAAAUGACUGGUGCUGUCUACAAGAGCCAUCUGGCUAUAGGUGACUCCAACCGAACAGCCGGUCAGAUCUUUGCUAAGACUAUGGUUCGACCGUGGAUCUUGCUCUUCAUGGAGCCGAUCGUCCUGCUGCUGUCUAUUUACAUGGCAAUCAUUUACGGAACCAUGUACAUGGAAUUUGCCGCCUUCCCCAUCGUCUUCGAAGAUACCCUCAAAUGGCCACAGAACACCUCAGGUCUGUCAUUCCUAGGAAUGAUGAUCGGGCAGAUCCUCGGCUGUGCCUAUUCAGUCCUUGAUGACGGCCGUUACAAAAAGGUUGCCGAUCGCACUCCCUAUGGUCGUCCUCCCCCGGAAAGUCGAUUGAUCCCAGCUAUGGUUGGCGCAGUCACCCUUCCAAUCGGACUCUUUUGGUUUGCAUGGACCAACUUCCCUAGUAUCCAUUGGAUCGUAUGCGAGAUAGGAACUGUUCUCUUUGGUUUCUCUCACGUAUCGAUCUUUUUAAGUGUUGUGAACUAUCUGGUCGAUGGCUAUACUAUUUACGCCGCAUCCGCACUGGCCGGUAACGCUGUUAUCCGUGCUCUUUUCGGUGCAGCAUUCCCUCUCUUUACCACUCCAAUGUAUCAGAAUCUUGGAAUCCAUUGGGCUUCCUCUAUCUCGGCCUUCCUUGCCAUUGCCUGCUUGCCAUUCCCAUGGAUCUUUUACAAGUACGGACCGGCUAUUCGCCGACACUGCCAAUAUGCUGCUGAGUCCGCCCGACAGUUGGAUGCCAUGACCGAUCGAAUGCGCGCGCAGACUGAACUGAGGGCAACCAAUGAAAAGAAACCUGAAAAUGAGACCAAACCUGCCACUAGCUCGGGUGAUUCCCCUACUGGGAAAGGGGACGAAGAGCUUUAA
Penicillium egyptiacum is the source of this 1665-nucleotide messenger RNA. The record is from the annotation of a GenBank genome assembly. NCBI's taxonomy places the organism in Eukaryota, Fungi, Ascomycota, Eurotiomycetes, Eurotiales, Aspergillaceae.